Corythoichthys intestinalis (scribbled pipefish) is the source of this 1811-nucleotide messenger RNA. RefSeq names its product cysteine and histidine-rich domain (CHORD) containing 1b (gene chordc1b). Bases 142 to 1182 code for a protein of 346 amino acids. NCBI's taxonomy places the organism in Eukaryota, Metazoa, Chordata, Actinopteri, Syngnathiformes, Syngnathidae. The record is from RefSeq and is a predicted model, not a curated record. The transcript has 10 exons.
AACAAACCCGGAAGUGAGCGAAAUCAGGUUCGUGUGUGUGUGUGUAGCGGUGUGCGGCAUCCGCUCUGUCUUGGUCUCGUGCGUGCUGUGUGCUGCUUUUAGGUGUUCAUCUUCACAUUUCAAGUACAUUUACUCGUCACGAUGUCUACUUUGUGCUAUAACAAGGGCUGCGGACAGCGAUUCGACCCGGAAAACAACCCAGACGGCUGCUGCACGUAUCACCCCGGCGUUCCCGUGUUCCACGAUGCGCUGAAGGGAUGGUCCUGCUGCAAGAGACGGACCACCGACUUCUCCGACUUCCUCAGCAUCGCGGGCUGCACGAAAGGUCCCCACAACAAAGAGAAACCCCCCGAGCCGGUGAAGCCGGACGUGACCUCGUCGGCAGAGAAUAAAGACGUGGACGAGCAGAAGCCCAAAUUUAGCGAGUACAUCAUCUCCGCGCCGAAACCCCAGGAGGCCAUUUGCAGACCCAGUCCCGACGAGCCUAUGGUGAGGUUGCAGCACAAAGUGUCGUCUUCUCUCAAGCAAGCUCUGGAGAAGCUCAAGCUGAACGACAACUCACGUGCACUCCAACAAGAGGACGACAGCGGCGAGGUCAAGAUCGGAACGUCCUGCAAAAAUGGAGGAUGCACAAAAAGCUACGACGGCCCCGCCACAGACUCUGACACGUGCUUCUUCCACUCGGGAUUUCCCAUCUUCCACGAAGGGAUGAAGUACUGGAGCUGCUGCAAGAAGAAAACCUCCGACUUUAACUCCUUCCUCUCCCAAGUAGGCUGCACCAAGGGCCAGCACCUGUGGAAGAAAAAGGAUGAGGGUAAGAAGGUGGUGCCGUGUCGGUUCGACUGGCAUCAGACGGGCUCGCAGGUGAUCAUUUCCAUCUACGCCAAGAACGCCGUGCCCGAACUCAGCUACGUGGACGCCAACAGCACCACACUGAACAUUCACGUGGUGUUCGAAGGCGAAAAGAGCUUUGAGCAGAAGAUCAGCCUGUGGGGAGUGAUCGACGUGAGCCAGAGCGCCGUCAACAUGAUGGCAGCCAAGAUCGAGGUGGCCAUGAGAAAGUCGGAAGCCAUGUCGUGGGCUCGCCUGGAUCUGCCGGCGCCUGUGGCAGCGCCCGUGGGGGACCAUGAAAAGAAAUGCCAGGACGACAAUAGCAGUAGCGACGAGGAGGAGAAUGAAUGAUCAGGAGGAAGACAACUUUUCUGCAGGAAUUAUUCUCCAGUUUGGGAACUUGAAUAGCCACAAAAUGCUUGGCAUGAUGUCACAAUGCUGGAUGAUCUCAGAAAUUUUUGACUUUCAGCCCAUCUUUUUAUUCAACUUCUCAUCCCAGUCCAUAUUUCUGCACUGAAUAAUGAUCGGUGAUGUUUGAACUCGCACUGUUGAGAAGUAAAAAUCGUUUUCUGCAUGUCCUUCAGGUGGCAGUAAAGCCAAGAAAAUUAGGUUCAUAAUGACUUACUGCAUUGUAAUAACACAGGGAAAGGAAGAAAUAAGAAUACUGAAACAAAAUGUUUCCUUAAUAUUAUAAGCAAUUCUACCUUUUUUAUGUAACGUUUUCUUUUCUAUCCAUGUCCAAUUCAUUGAAACUGGGAGAGCCUUGCAGUGGCUGAUUGUUUCGUUGCCACUGAUAGCAAUAGGCGUCCAAUCUAUUUCUCUGUCAGCCCUACCACUCAAAAUACAUCGGACGUCCAUUGCCGCCAAUGGCAGCCAAUGACAAAGUACUGUAAUAUAAGAUCAUUUUGAAGUGCGAUAUCAUUUACACACAGAUGACGUGUAUUUGCGUGUUAAGAGAAAUUGUUGAACAAUAUUUUUUA